AUGUCGUCUUUGGAUCUCACCGGAGACCACAACUGCUCUUCGUGUCUGGAGGUUUUCUCGGAUCUUAUCAAAUUGAGAUGUGGGCACAACUUUUACCGGGAAUGUUUUGUCAAUGUGUUGGGUUCCCAGGAACGGACUGGUGGUGGCUCUCCCGGUCGCGGGGACAUCUGCCCCGGGUGUACGGUGCUUUCUUCAAACUCAGACAAUCAGCCGGAGCCUCCAGAAGAUCGGGCGGCCGAGAUCUUCUGCACUUACUGUAUUCACUCCCAGGUUCCGGCUAUCCAAUCAUGUCUGCACUGUGAAGCUUCUCUGUGUGCCGGUCACCUGAAAGUCCACACCAAAUCCCAGGAACACAUCUUGACCAAACCCACCGAGUCUUUCAAAGACAGCAAAUGCUCCAUCCACAACAAGAUCUUGGAUUUCUACUGCUGUCAGGACAACCUCUGCAUCUGCAUAUCGUGUCACCUGGAGGAGCACCGAGGACAUCAAGUGCGUGACUUCAACGAGGCCUUUGAGAAGUUAAAGGAGAAAAUGGACUUUGCAUUGGACAUCUUGACUUCCGAGGCGGAGGAGAUCGAGAAACGCACCCGACGUCUUCAGGAUCGCCAAACGAAUCUUCAAGAAAAGGCGGCCAGUGCGGCGGAGAGAGUCUGCGCCUUGUUUAGGAACCUCCGGAAACAACAGGAGGAUCUGGAGAACAAAAUCCUGAAGGACAUCUCAUGGCAAGAAAAGCAAAUUUCCCUUUCGGUCUCCAACCGGAUCCUCCAUUUGGAGCAAAACCGGGAGGAGCUAUCCAGGAAGAUCGGCAACAUAAAAGACUUAUACGAAAGACCCAACCCCUUGAUGUUCUCUCAGUGGCUGAAUUCGGAAAACCACGACCUUCAUAAGCUUAGACGAGAGAGCGUCAAAUACAGAAAAACGGAUGUAAGAAUGGCGUACGCGUUGAAGGAGUUUGAUGAAGGUCCGGUCAUCCAGGCCUUACACACCGGGCUACUGCACAUGGUGGCCACCAUCAAAAAAGGGAUCUUUGUGCAAGAGGCUUCUGACUUGCUGCUGGAUGUCAACACGGCCGCCAACAACGUAGCCGUCACCGAGGACCUGAAAGAACUGUCAUGUCCAGGAAGCGAUCAAUGGCGCAUCGAAAAGGGCGAACGCUUCGAUUUCUCUCAGGUUCUGAGCUCCGGGAAGUUCGGUUCGGGGAGACAUUACUGGGACGUUGAGGUUGGCGACUCUGGGAAUUUCAGGUUAGGGGUUGCCUAUCCUACUAUCGAAAGGAAAGGGGGGCAAGCUAGAAUUGGUAACAAUGACAAAUCUUGGUGUUUAGGAAAGGAAGAUGAUACGUUGUUUGCCAUUCACGACUCCAACAAGAAUUGUUUGGAACGUGACUUCUCAUGGCAGAAAAUCAGAAUCUAUCUGGAUUACGAGGCCGGCCAGUUAUCCUUUUAUGAGCUUGGUGACUCGAUCCGACACCUUCACACCUUCACCGCGACCUUCACCGAGCCCCUCCAUGCCGCCUUCUGUAUUUUCUUAACAAGCUGGGUGAGAAUUUUGAGUUAA
Molecule: messenger RNA, 1557 nt
Organism: Rana temporaria (common frog)
Lineage: Eukaryota; Metazoa; Chordata; Amphibia; Anura; Ranidae
Product: E3 ubiquitin/ISG15 ligase TRIM25-like
Exons: 1
Coding region: 1-1557 (518 amino acids)
Molecular function (GO): zinc ion binding; protein binding
Source: RefSeq, a predicted model, not a curated record